Messenger RNA from Elgaria multicarinata webbii, 1738 nucleotides. It is a transcript of the gene PLPP2, whose product is annotated as phospholipid phosphatase 2. Lineage: Eukaryota; Metazoa; Chordata; Lepidosauria; Squamata; Anguidae. Gene Ontology annotation, molecular function: phosphatidate phosphatase activity. The record is from RefSeq and is a predicted model, not a curated record. Gene Ontology annotation, cellular component: plasma membrane. The transcript has 6 exons. The coding region runs from base 30 to 884 and encodes 284 amino acids. Gene Ontology annotation, biological process: phospholipid metabolic process; signal transduction; phospholipid dephosphorylation.
CGGAGCGCACAACCCGCGGCCGCGGCGCGAUGGAGCGCACCAGGAUCUUCGUCUCGCUCGACGUUCUCUGCCUGGUGGUUGCCUCUCUGCCUUUCAUCAUCUUCACCUUGGUAAACUCUCCCUACAAGCGGGGCUUCUACUGCGACGACACCUCUAUCCGCUACCCGUACAAGCCGGACACCAUUACCCAUGGAGUGAUGGCCGGGGUGACCAUUCCCUGCACCGUUAUCAUUGUUUCGGCCGGAGAGGCGUUCCUUGUCUACACCAAACGCCUGUACACUCGGUCUGAGUUUAACAAGUACCUGGCUGCCCUCUACAAGGUCGUCGGGACGUUCCUUUUUGGCAGCGCCAUCAGCCAGUCGCUGACGGACCUGGCCAAGUACAUGAUUGGGCGCCUGCGGCCCAACUUCCUGGCGGUCUGCGACCCCGAUUGGUCAAAGGUCAACUGCUCAGGUUACAUACAGCUGGAGGAUGUUUGCCAAGGCAGCAUCAAGGACAUCACCGAGUCCAGGUUAUCUUUCUAUUCUGGACACUCCUCGUUUGGAAUGUACUGCAUGAUGUUCCUAGCGCUCUAUGUCCAGGCCCGGCUGGUGGGCAGAUGGGCGCGGCUCGUGCGCCCAACGGUUCAGUUCUUCCUCCUCUCCUUCGCCAUCUACGUGGGCUACAGCCGGGUGUCGGACUACAAGCACCACUGGAGCGAUGUGUUGGUGGGCCUCCUCCAGGGAGGGCUUAUCGCCAUCCUUGUCGUCUACUAUGUCUCCGACUUCUUCAAGGAACGGCCCCCGAUGUCCCACGACGAGAAGGACCUUGGGCGCAAAGCGAGCGUCCCUCUCCCACUAAGCGAACCGGAACACAAUCAUUACAGCUACCGGGCCGGGACUUGAACGUUAUUGGGGGCCGGGGGAGGGGGAGGCCGCAGGGGAAGAAACUUUGUUCCGCCACUCAUGCAGAAGCAUCUUCCUCUGCCUCCCUGAGCAAGAGUUUGUAUGUCGUUUCUGGACUUGUCUGACGAAGAGGGAGAUCAGUGGGAUAUUUCCCCUCCCACACUUUUUUUUUUUUACUAUUUUCUUCGAGGCGAAUAUGCCCUUUAUUACUGCAGGGUGCUAUUUUGCACUUCGGGUUCCAUGCACACGCACACACAUGCACACCGCCAAUCCAGGGGAGGGAGGACGCGGUAACAGACCCGAAUUUUCCACAAAGCGUGUGUGUGUUUAACGCCUGUCGAACAAUCCCUUUCCUUGUGUGAGUCCUGGGGACUCGAUAUCACCCAGGUUUGUGCUUAAGCCCCUCCCCCCUCCCUCCCCCCCUCCCAUCUUCCUCUUGUGACUUUAACGGAAGCUUGGUUUGGGGAUGUAUUCAUCUCUCCAUGCGGUGGAACGGCUCACAAGCUGACUUCUGCAGACCAAGCUGCCAUUUAAAGGCACAAGAGCAGGUCGGAGUCUUCCCCCGGCAAGCAGUCUUCCCCCGUGUCAAGUGCCUGAGAAAAUUUGGGGGUGGCGGGGGGUACUGCAGAGCCCAGCUCUGGUGUUUGCCCAAUUCUGUUGACAGAAUAGCUGCUGCAUGUUGUCCCAUCCACUACAUGCCCCAUUAUCACAUGUGCAGUGAGCGCUCCAAUAUGGAGGAGGCCCUUGCGCACCGAGUCCCGAUUCAUGAGCUGCUUCGCCCUGAAUGAAAAUGUGGACGGAUCCUGUGAAUCCAGCUUCUACAGCAUAGAGCUCUGUGGGAACCGUGUUGUAAA